Eupeodes corollae is the source of this 7196-nucleotide messenger RNA. Its product is annotated as probable serine/threonine-protein kinase DDB_G0282963. Gene Ontology annotation, cellular component: nucleus. Gene Ontology annotation, molecular function: zinc ion binding; RNA polymerase II cis-regulatory region sequence-specific DNA binding; DNA-binding transcription factor activity, RNA polymerase II-specific. The record is from RefSeq and is a predicted model, not a curated record. Lineage: Eukaryota; Metazoa; Arthropoda; Insecta; Diptera; Syrphidae. Gene Ontology annotation, biological process: regulation of transcription by RNA polymerase II. The transcript is spliced from 13 exons. Bases 1066 to 5997 code for a protein of 1643 amino acids.
UGCCAGCCAGCCAGGCAACCAUCCAGGCAGAGCAACAACAAAAAAGCAAUUUUGGCUGCAAUUCCAUCGUAAAGUUCGACAACUUUGGAAAACUCCGGGUAGUUUGGUGCCAGUUAGCUACGAACUUAGUACAGGUAGAGACGAGUUUUCUAAAUUUUUGUCUCGCCCGUGCGAUAUCGGUUUAGUUUUGUGUGCAACAAUAAAAAAGGGAUAACCCAUUGCGAUACAUAGAUAUAUAGAUAUAUAAUUAUAUACAUAAAUAUAUAUACCAACUUCUUCUAACUAACUUCUGACUUUCAUCAAAAAGUAACCGAUCUCCGGGAAAAUAAUAAAAAAAAAACUUCAAAAGAACAGUGAAAGAAACUUUAUCAAGUACAAGUCGCACAGGAUAACAAUCGUCGACAAAGACAACGAGCUAUAAGACUAGAAGAACCAAAGUCUAUCGAAAAAGAACUAACUGUAAACGAAGUUAAGCAGUUGCAGCACAAGUUUAUCAUAACAGUAAUCGUUUGCUUAGCAGUGAAAUCUAAGAAAAAAUAUAAAAGUUCAAAAAAGUUUGUUGUUGUUAUAGAUAAUUCGGUGAAUAAAAAAAAUAUUGAAGUUGAAGAAAGUUUGAAGCCAAACGACUUUUUGGGCCAAAACUUCAUUAGACAAGUUCUGUUCUGUUAAGACUAUCCUCAUAUAGCUAGUGUCUAGUCUGCGUUUUCCAGAUCAAAGUCAAAAGAAUAGUUUUUGACUUUUAUAACUCCUUUCCACCCACCGCCGCCGCCGCCAAACUGCACCGUCCUUGUUUUAUUAUUAGCUGUUAUGUAAAUUCUGCGGUUCGCGAGUAUCCUCCUAGAAAGUAUUGUGAAUGAAUUUCGAAUGAAUGAAAAAGUGCUACACUAGUUUCGUCGGAAAUAGUUUAAUUCAAAGUGAAUAAAAUUAAAUCUGAGCAUAUAAUAGCUUCAUUAAAAAUAAAAGUGUUUUAAAUUUAUUUAAUAUCCUUUUCAAAUUUGAAUUGAAAACUAAUGCAGAUACAAAAUAAAUAUAGAUGACUGAAUUAUCGCUUAGCCUAAUCUCAAAAUGAUGGCAUUAUCAAAACGACCUUUAUCCAAAGAACUUGUGCCCGAUGCAAAUAUCAAAUACGAAGACCAAGAAUGCACGAUCAAGCGUAAGAAACGUUCAAGUCGUGAUGAUGAAACAAAUCCCUCUAACAACAACAACAACAAUAACCAAUCAAUAAGUUUAAAUGAUAAAUGUGCAUCAUUGCCACAAAAAAAACGUUCUGUAGUCCCGCCAAUUAUGAAUUGUGUCCGAAGUAAUACUCCAUCCUCGGGAGCUCAGCAAAAUGGUAAAUUAGCUUGUGACGAUCAGGACGAUGAAACUCUGAUUCGUGAAACACAGGCUGCCCUCAAGAGUCUUUCGGGUAGUUGGCCAGAUGCCCGUAACAAUCUCUAUCGGCUCAACGAUCAGGAUGAAAACCCUCCGUUUCAAAAUCUUUUCGAGGAGCACAAGAUGAAUGGGUCGUCGCCGUUGCAAAAGUAUGCAAAGUAUGAUUCCAAAAGUCUUAUGUGCAUACGACGUGAGUCCGAUAAUUUCUUGUAUUUCCCCAGACAAAAAGAGAAUGACCAAGCCAGGCUAAACUCUCAAUACAAGACUUUGACAUCGCCAUCAUCGACAUCUUCGACAUCAUCGGUAGAGUACGGCUCUGAGUCAAAACCUGACAUCAUCGGCAACGACAUGGACUCCAGGAAAAAAAUCCCAUUUUCUCAAGCGUCUGCAUUCAAGCCACCAAAUGACAUCAAGCGCAACGGUAUAAUGUCAUCGGCUUACGGCAUCCCCUCAAUGGCAACCCCAUAUGGUAAUGAAUCGUCAUCAGCAUUCCUGAGCUACCAACCACACACUCCAGCUGAAGCCGUUGUGCAUCAUCUUCCACAUCACCCACAUCAACUGCCACCUCCGGGCGCGGCAGUAGUAGGACUCGAUGCUGGAAGCGAUGAUCCCAGCAACAAGGUAAUCAACACAAAAUCCCUUAAGGACAAUGAAGAUGACGUUCAGAACUCAAAGCAUCACCUUCUUCAUCAUCAUCAUCAGCAGCAGCAACUGCACCAACAACAACCACAGCAGCACAACCAUCUACAUCAACAACAGCAUCCGCAGACAAUGGAAACACCUGACACAAAGCACUACACCAUCCUGCAGCCAGCAGGAGUUGGAAGCCGAGCAGCAUCCGUUAUGCAGGAUAUAGCUCGUGAGGGAGUCGUUACUGUGUCGGCAGUGAGCAGCAGUAGCAGCAACCCCAACAACAACACCACCACCGCCAACAACAUUGGCAGUCCGGGCAUGGGAAACAUUGUUUCCUCAACGACAUCAAAUGACAAAAUUGCCUUUGAUCAGGGUGCCGCAUCACAACCAUCAUUUUCACCUGGAAGCCUCAACCGAGAUGGAGCAAAAUGUCCCACCCCAACUUGUAAUGGUCAGGGACAUUCUACAGGACUUUAUUCACAUCAUAGAAGCAUUUCUGGAUGUCCUAAACGAGAGAAAGUAACGCCUGAAUCUAUAGCCAAUCCAAAUUCUCCAUCAAUAAAAUCCGAAAUGAAGAGCCUUUACACGACACAUGCAAACGAUGUCAUGGACAAGGACCACCAAAUGAGUGAAAAAGUCAAAAUCACUUCGAAUGUUUACCUCAACAACAACAACUCAAAUUGUGUGAACAACAACAAUCCGUCGAAGUGUAAUAACAACCUACUAAUGGGCCACACCACAACCAACCCUAUCAAUACGAUGCCAAUAAUCAAAUCAGAAUUCAGCCCUUCAACGGUACACAUCAAAUCCGAAUCAGGUGUGGGAAUCGGUGGCUACACGACGAAAAGUCCGAAUCCGCAUAGUCACAGCCAUUCGGUGAUGCAACAUCACCCUUACCUUGGUGCCGGUAGUGAUUCGACAAACUCAACGCCUGGCUACGGCGCCCUGGAUAGUCAAUCUAAAUCAUCGAUAACAGGGGCUGGCAACGGCAAUGUUGGGGGUGGUGGCUCACAUCAACAACAACCCCAGUCAGCAAAUAAUCCAAACAACAAUGACAGCAUGCAUUCAUCACACUUAAACGGCAGUGGCAGCAGCAACAACAACAACAAUAACAACGGCUCUUCUGGUGGUAGUCAGAGCCAAAGGACAAAUGACGUCCUUCGUAAUGCUGGCAGUCAAUUGUCAUCCGGUGGAGCAGCACUUCAGUCUGAAGAGAUGAAUGGUUUUGUUACCUUACAACAGCAGCAACAACAACAACAACAACAACAACAGCAAAUAAACGAGCAAAAUUCUCAAGAGAGUCCACAGCAAAGAGGCUCUUUUGAAGGAUCCGCAAAUUUAAUGAGCAACAACGGCAGUAAUGGUACAACAUCCGCACAACCAACCUCACAGCAGCAAGGAUCCAAUAACAACAACAACAGUAACGGAAAUAAUGGAGCGAGCUCUGCGUCGAACACGGCACAUUUGGUGUCAAUGGAAGAUCCUUAUGGCAGAGAUUCGUCCGCAGUAAUGCGGUACUCCCACAUGAGUGAUAUGGUGAGUAAUGGUUCAAUUACAAAACCAUCAGCUUCUUAUGCGGGGAGUGACAUGCUAAAUGGACAUGUACAUGGUAGUGGUGGCACUUCAGACGGUGUUACUGCGGCUGGCCGUACCCCCACCUAUGAUAUCUCCAACCGUCCCUCGUAUGACUCAAAUGUGAUGUCCAUUUCCUCAACCGCCUUCGAAAGGUACGACCCCAACAAUUGCUUAGCCCAGAGAGCCACAACGAACAUGUACCAUUACCUGCCGCAGUCUUCGGCGGCGAUGGAUGAUCUUAACCAGCAACAGCAAAAGUACCUACAGGAGCAGCAAAUGGUGCAUGCGAGUAUGCUCAAGGCGGAGCACGACGAAAAUAACGGACCAAUUUACCCCCGACCGAUGUAUCACUAUGAUCCGAGCAUGGGUCCACUGCCUCCCGGAUUCUCGGCAAUCAAUCUGUCAGUGAAGGUGGCAGCGGCACAAGCAGCUGCAGCUGCGGCUGCGUACAACAAAGGUGGUGCUAGUUCACCGUCCCCAAAUGGACCUGUCAUCGACCUCUCAACAUCCAGUGUGACUUCUUCCAGCCCCCAAGGAUUUAAUUCGCCACAUUACAACCAGCGUAUCGGUGGAAGUCCCCAGCCAGGAUCUAGUCCACAUCUAGCCAGCCCCCAAGUGCCAAGCCCGCAAGGACAGACAUUGGAUCUAAGUGUUACCCGCCUCCCUCACAGGUAUAUUAUAACGAGCCCUCAAUAUGGAACUCACCCAGACGCUCUCGGUCAUCCACACGGCUUUGGUAGUGCUCCGAGAUCGCCACAAACAGAACCGGUUGAUUUUAGUGGUCCACCCAGACCGCUUGGAUUUGGCCUGGUUGGACAUAUCGGUGGCCCGGGACCCUAUAGCCGCGAAUCUACUCCGGACAGUGGUGGAUCGCACUAUAUCGAUAGCUAUAGAGAUCCAAGUGGUUACAGUCCUCAUCCUGGAUAUGGAAUGGUUGUGCAAUCCGAUUAUCCUCCAGCCGGUUAUCAUGGAUAUGGAGCUGCGGCAUAUCAAUGUAGUAAUCCGUAUGCAACUGCUGUUGGUCCCGGCGGAUAUCCGACACCAGUUUCGGGUGGUUACUCUCCUAGUCCGGCGUCUUGUUAUUCAAUGCCACCACCACAGCAUAUACCACAGCAUGAUAAAACAAAGGACGGCUUAACGGGUUGCCCACGUACGGAUAGGAAUCAUCUGCAAUCCCAUUCACAAGAACUUAAAUGUCCGACACCGGGUUGUGAUGGUUCUGGUCACGUAACCGGAAACUACUCAUCGCAUCGCAGUCUGUCAGGAUGUCCUCGUGCGAAUAAACCGAAGAGCAAACCACGUGAUGGUCAGGAUUCUGAACCCUUGAGAUGUCCUAUACCUGGGUGUGAUGGUUCUGGACAUUCAACAGGGAAGUUCCUUUCCCACAGAAGUGCAUCCGGAUGUCCGAUAGCAAAUCGUAACAAAUUGAGGGUCCUGGAGAAUGGAGGUACGGUGGAGCAGCAUAAGGCAGCUGUUGCAGCCGCAACUGCUAUGAAAUUUGAUGGUGUGAAUUGCCCCACUCCGGGUUGUCCGACGGCAGCGCAAGGAAUCAAGAAGCCGAAGUUCGAUGAGGUCACCAUGGUCUAUCCCAAAGGAUACUCAGGCAUGGAUAUAAUGAUGAACUCAGUUGGCGGUAAUAUAUCAACAUCAGCAGCAACAACUGGUAAUACUCCAUCUGGACCAUCAAAUAAUAGUUCCACUGCAUCGACGAAUAAUGCCUCAUCAAAUAAUAACAAUUCCAUGCCUCAAAAUAGUGUGACCACCAACGGUACUGAAGAUUUGACAACUCUUGAAGCAGAGAUCUCAGAAUUGCAAAGGGAGAAUGCUCGAGUCGAAUCACAAAUGCUGCGCUUGAAGUCCGAUAUUAAUGCUAUGGAAUCGCAAUUAAACACCAGUGAUAGGGAGGCAUCACCACUGAACACAACCCAGCGCAAUACUAGUAAUCCCAGUUCCUUAAACAACUAUUACGAAAGUCUCCGCAAUAAUGUGAUCACUCUCCUGGAACAUGUUCGUAUUCCACCAAAUGGAGUCGGCCCACCACCACCAGGGACUGGCGGACUUUCGUCAUCUUCUUCAAUGUCCUCAGCUGGAAAUCAUCACACCUACUCUCAUGCGCCCUUAAUACCACCGGGACCAUUGACAACGGCUAGCAUUUCCCAAGCACAGUCUAUAGCUGGAAUAUAUGGACCCCCACCACCACCACUGCCACCUAGUGCUGAAAAAAUUCCCCACCACCACCAUCAUCCCCAUCACCACCCACAUCACCAUGAGCACUUUGACAGUUACAUUUCGAAACUUCAGUCGCUUUGUGUUCCGGCGGAUGUCUAUGCUCUACCCGACGAUAAUCGUCCUGUAUACGACACAAUGAAAUCAUCCAUGCACCAGGAUUAUACUGUACUACCAACACCCAUUUAAAUUCAUAAAAAUAUAGAACAACAGUUUUAAAUGUGUGUGUAUUUAAUCUUAAAAUAAUAUAAUAUUGUGAACAAAAACUGUAAAUAUUAAACAAGAAAUAUUGUUUUAGUUUUCGAUAAAUUUGAAUUAAACUGCAAGUCCUUGCAGAGCGGAUAUUCAUAAGCUUAAUUAUAGUAACGAUUAAAUAAAUGAUUGUAAGCAUUAAAAUCCGUUCAAUGUAAAUAUUAUCGUAAAAACGAAUAAAAAUUGAAUUAAGUAAUUAUUACAGGUAUUAUUUAUCAUUUAUAAUUAUAUAAAUAAAAAUUGAAUCAUCAACAAAUCGGUAUUGUACAUUUCAUAAGUUAUUAGAACCAAAAAUAAGUAAACAGAAAAUAAAAUAAAAUAAAAUAAUUUAUUGCAUAAUGUUUAUGUCACAUUUGUUUUUGUAUAAAUAGAUAAGUGUCAAUUAUUCAAUUACUUAGUUGACAUAAUAACAGCAACAACAACAACAACAAAAAACGUUUUUUCUGCAUGAUAACUUGUAAAAUUGAAUUUAAAGAACAAAUAUUUAACUUAAAAUGUGUACAUAGAUAAUAAACGAUAAAUGUAAAAGUUAUGUUUAUUCGAAUUUAAUUACAAGGCUCCGGAUAUAGGUUAACUAUUUAAACGAUAGAAUACAUAUAGCUAACAUUAGUUUUAAGUAAUUUAAUUAAUUAGUUACUAGAUCAAAGAGUAAAAGAUAAUGUGAUUACAAUUUACAAAAAUUUAACAAAAGAAAAACAUUUGUAACGACUUUGUUAUGGGUAUUUUUUAUUUAUAUAUUUCAUUUUAUUAAACGCAAUUAUAAAAAGAAAAACAAAUAUAACCUAGUUUAUUAGCAAUUAAAAUAUUAAUACAGAAUCAAAAUUUUAAUUUUAAAAUAUGAUGUUAAGUAUUAUUAGCUAUAAAACGGAUUAAAACAAAAAAGUGCAAUACGCAAUUGAUAAAAAUAUAUUUAAGCUUAUUACGAUUAUUUACGUUUGUUUGUUUGGUUGUUUGUUUAUUUUGUUUUGCUGCUGAUACAUUUAAGUAUAUAUUACUAUUAUUAUGCAAUAAUAUAUUUGUUUCAUGUUACACACAUACAAUUUAUAAUUACUAUUAGAAAAUACAAAUAAAUCUGCUUAUCUACUUUAAAUACGCAAACCAAUGAAAUGUGAAGAAAACAGAAAAUAAAUGUUAUG